CAUUACUGCCUGGUUGACGGCGUCUUGAUGCUCAUUCUUUCACUUAGUAAGUAUUACAAUGUUCUCCGAAUCGCGUCCCCUCGACGCUAAUGACGGCAGUGGCAUUUAUUGAACAGAACCCCACCCACUCCAAAGGAGACAUUUCACGGCCCUACUCAGUAUCGCAAGUCCCGUGUCAAGCACGUUGUUAUGAAUGAAUAUCAUGCCCUUCUGGGCUCCUCGGACCACUUGCCUACUCCCUCAUCUACCGGUUUGAAAUUGAGCUUCCACGGUCACUGUAGGCCGUGCUCUAGGCUAGCCCUGACAAGAGACGCCGCGUACAGAAAGCAUACUACAUUAUAUCCGAGCCUUGAGACUGGGAAAAACUUCCGACGUUUCGGCUACUCUUCUUCCUCCUUUCCACCACCACGCCCCAUGAGCUCAGUUUUGCAGCACAUCUGUUCCAAGUUGGUGGCCUGCGACGGCCCGAAUGAUCAGCCGCCGACGCCAAAGCGUGUCCGCAUCCGGGGAAUCGUUUGGCGGGAUCGAGGACAGAUGGUCGUAGAGCUGCAGGGUCUGCGUGCGUGUCUUGCACACGCAGGGAGCGGGGGUCUGAGAGCCGCGACCCUCGCAUAUGCGAUACGUGUCGCGUUCAACAUGUUUCUGGCUCUCAACAAGCUCCGUCGAUUGCGCAAAUCUCACCAACGAGUCCUUCUGAUCCGGCAUGUUAUCUUCGGCGAAGACUCGUUUCGCUUCGCGGCGCUCUUCGGCACCUUCGUUGGCUUGUACAAGUUGAUCAUAAACGCUUUGCCCAUCGUCUUUCCCUCGCGAUCGCCUUCGACGAGUCCCGAGAGUGUAUAUACCAGAAAACAUACCCGCCGAUGGCAUUCUGCAUUGGCCGGAGCUGUGUCCGGUGGACUAGCCAUUCUCUGCGAAAGUAAGAGCCGGAGGACGGUGAUCGCUCAACAACUGUUUGCUCGCGGUUUGCAGGGAAGUUAUAACACCAUGUCAGAUCGAUAUGGAUUCAGGGUUCCGCAUGGCGCUGCGAUUGUUUUCGCCCUGUCGUAAGGGCAAGUACACACCUGAAUUCAUCUACUGAACACGACUUGAAGAUGCGGGCAGAUCAUCUUCGGGUUCUUCCUGCACCCGGAAACUCUUCCUCGAUCAUACAUACAAUGGUUCGGUCUGGUCAAAGACAUGGAAGUUCAAUUGACCGCUUUACCCCAGGAUCCAGAGCGCGAGCAGAACUUCAAGUGACGCAUUUACGAUCAACCGAACAGCUGUUCACGAGCACGCGAUUGACGUGGCUGCUCUGGACAAGCUUAUCGCCUAUCCCGCCAUGACACCCACGAAUCACGCUUCGCUGCUCGAUCUCAAGGAACGAGCGUUAGCUGGCGCAGCGAACAUACCACGUUAUAUGCCUUGUUAUGGAAUUCAUCCGAUGUCGGACAGCUGCCUGCGCGUGGCUGCUGUGCGGUUUUUCGAGGUCGCGUAUUGGAUGCUGCCGCUCUACUCUGCGUUGCAUUUCGUCCCGACCCUCGUCUUUCGCUGGGGAUCGUUCCGUGCCGAUCCCCUCAAGAUACUCACGCGCACGAGCAUUGGAAGCUUGAGGAGCUCGGCUUUCCUCGGUGCUUUCGUGAUCAUAUGUCAAGGUGUCAUAUGUGCCAAACACAAUCUAUUCGAGCUGUUGAACGCACAGAAGGAGCUACCGAUACCCAAGAAGAUUGUUGACUUGUUGAUCUCGCCAGGGAGCUGGUGGUUUGCAGGCCUUUGCACAGGACUCUCGCUCCUGAUCGAGGACGAGCGUCGUAGAGCCGAACUCGCACUGUACGUCUUGCCCAAGGGCCUGGAGGGUGCUUGGGUCUUCGCGCGGGGACGGGGACUUGUCGGACACACCGGGAAAUGGGGCGACAGUCUCCUGGCGAGCAUGGGGAUGGGCAUGGUCAUGACGAUUUAUCAGAAUCAUCCCGAGCAUCUUUCUGGGUUGAUCCGCAAGAUCUUGUACCAGUUCGUGGGCCCAAAUUGAAGCGAAGAGGCGGGGUGGUGCGAAGAUAGAGAGACCAGGGCGGGUCGCACAUCGUUCCGACAUCCGAAUUGGACAACAGCCCGUCCCUGUGCCUGAACUCAGCCGGGGAGCGAUUGUGAAUGCCGCUGCGAUACACAGAAGAUAGCAUUUGAACCGAGCUUGUGGUCAGUGCAACCGCUCGGGUUCGACCUAAUUGAGAGUCUUGUCGUUAUUUACAAGUCCAACUUGCACAAGAAACAUUGAGGUUUUGUCAGACUUCAUUUGGGGAUUGCGUCGUGUUCAAAGUUCCCAGUCAGACGAACCUUUGUCUGGUUCGGAUUCUGGUGCAGAGUUGGAUCUAUUUUUACUGAAUGAUGGAGAUUAGUGAUGGUGCACGGAUGCUCUGAAACAGCCUGAAUUCCUUGGACCUUGUACCUCGUACUCCCUGUUCAGGGCGGCCGGGCCUCUUUAUCGAUCGAAUGCAAGUCGGUGAACGUUUGCGCGAGCAUUGGUCUGAGUAAUAAGCAGCUCUUGCUCAAGCACGUUCCCGAUCAUUUUGAUGUGUUGCCCGAUCAAAUGCAAGUAAAAAACAUAGCUCCAUGGACUCCGGGGACCCAUACACGCUCCGCGCGGAGCUGGAAGAGGUCCGACUUGAAAAUAUUCUCCAAUCAGUCCUGUUUUGCAUGCGAUGCCUCCAAAUUCCCCCACGGACACCGUUCCUGGACUGUUUUGGCCGGGUCCCGGCAAUGAAUUGACGUUGCGCCCACUUGUCUCCGCACGACAUUUGUAGACCAUGGGUGGGAGUACGAACGCACGUUUGUGCAGAAUUCCCAAAUACCGACCUUGCCGAUAUGGCAUCUCCGCGUGGUGGACUCCUGACACCGCCCAUCAGGGAUCUCGAGCCGCCACUCGCGAACCCUUGAAAUAACCACUGAUGUCGGGGCCUCGACUUAUCUCAGCUGCCACCAGCCACUCUCUCAGAUCCUCCAGUAGAGAAGGCCCGCCUGUUGAUCUCCACGGCCAUGUCGACCGAGUCCACUUUCAAGCAACGUAUGAAGAGCGUGUCGCUCAUCCUCGCGUGUGGAACUGCUCUCUUUUCUGAUGGCUACGGAAAUGGUGUCAUUGGAAGUGUGAACACCCUCAUCAAACGUUCAUACCCUGGACAAGUCCCCGCCAACUACUCCACGACGCUGAGUAGUGUAGUCUUCGUGGGCAAUGUCCUCGGUAUGCUCGUCUUCGGUUACUUCUCCGACAAAAUUGGACGCAAGACCGGUAUGAUGGUCGCUGCGGGAUUGGUCGCAUUCUUCUCGGCGCUCUCCGCUGCCUCCUCCGGUGCUCACGGCAGCGUCCGUGGUCUCAUCUCCAUGCUCAUCGUCUGCCGGUUCUUCCUCGGUAUAGGCAUCGGUGCCGAAUACCCCACCGGUUCCGUCUCUGCCUCUGAGCAAACGGAGGGCAAGCACAUUGCCAAAAACGCGCAGCACCGGUGGUUUGCUCUCGCGACCAACUGUGCGAUCGAUACCGCAUUCUGUGUGGCCGCAUUCGUUCCCCUUGUCAUGUUCUGGAUCUUUGGCAACAAACACCUGCGCGCUGCCUGGCGUCUGUCGCUUGGUCUGGGAUUCUUCCCUGCUGCCGCUGUGUUUGUUUGGCGGUGGAGCAUGGAGGAGCCGGACCUGUACAAGAAGAACUCGAUGAAGCGUGUGACCGUCCCGUACAAGUUGGUCCUCAAAAGAUAUGGCAUGCAGUUGGCCGCUAUCAGUUUGACAUGGUUCAUCUAUGACUUCAUUACCUACCCCUUCGGCAUCUACUCGAGCCCCAUCGUCGACACGAUCACUGGCGGCGACUCCAGCUUGACCACCGUUUUCGGAUGGAAUGUCGUUAUCAACUUGUUCUACAUGCCUGGGACGAUCAUCGGCGCCUUUGUUGUCGACUAUCUUGGCCCGAAGUGGACCAUGAUCACGGGUCUACUAUUCCAGGCUCUCAUUGGCUUCAUCAUGAGCGGUGCCUACAACCAGCUUACCACUCACAUCGCCGGCUUUGCUGUUGUGUAUGGUAUCUUCCUGUCCUUCGGAGAGUUCGGGCCGGGUAAUAACCUCGGUCUUCUUGCCUCCAAGAGCAGCCCGACCGCUAUCCGUGGCCAAUUCUAUGGUGUCGCCGCCGCUAUCGGCAAAGUCGGCGCCUUUGUUGGAACAUGGGCUUUCCCUGCCAUGACUACCGCCUUCUCCAAGCGUGGUGUCUACGCGGGUGCCACUGGACCUUUCUGGGUUGGUAGCGGACUGGCCAUCUUCAGCGCCUUGAUCACCUACUUCUUCAUCAAACCUCUCGACCAUGAUGGCAUGGCUGCAGAGGAAGUCGCUUUCCGCGAAUAUCUUGAAGCUAAUGGCUUCGACACCAGCCUCAUGGGCAAUGGCGAAGAGCCUCUUGAGACUGAUUCGGUCCCGGCUAUUGACGAGAAGGAGGAGAAGGUUUCCGUCGGAUGUGGACCGGAGAGUUUGCACGUGACAUUUAACAUCCAAUUCAUGCGACGACAUCAUGCAGUCAUAAUUAUCUCUCUCUUCACGACAUCGUAUGGCUUUUUCUACUUCCUCUCCCGGACGCGUCAUGAAACAGUUGUAAAAUAUUCCUCAGCGGCCCCCAAGGGAUGGCAUAUCUUCGAGCCACCGGCAAGCCUUAUUGCGCGUCCUUUUGUGGCCGAACGAACGCUCUCCCAGACCCUGCCUUGCAUUGACUCGUGGGUGGCGCACGGCGUGGUAUGCGAUCAUACCUCCCAGGAGGGCGCCGGCGUGGAUAUCCUAUGGACGUGGGUCAACAGCUCCGAGCCGCUCCUGGCAGCCACCCGGCAGCGCAGCGUGGAGACGGGUCUCGCAAAGCACCGCGACGGUCCCGUAUACGGAUCGAAGAAGGGCGACUUUCUGGGCGCGAGGGAGUCGCAUUUCCGGUCGCACGGAGAGCUGCGCCAUUCGAUGCGGUCGGUGCUCACCUCGCUGGACCGCGGGUCGGUGCGAAACCUGCAUCUGUUGACCGCGGAUAUACCGUCGGAUAUCGCGGGGCUGCGGCUCGGCUCUACGCCAGACUGGCUCGAUCUCAGCGCGGGAGUGCGCGUGGUCCACCACUCGGACGUGUUUCGUGUGCCCGAACCAUCGCUUGGGAUUUGGGGCAAAGAGCGGAUGGCGCGCGCAUGGCGCGACGAGCAUGUCCCGUCGUUCAACAGUCUGGCUAUCGAAAGUCAAUUCGGGAAUAUGCCGAACUUGGGGAAAACGCUCUUCUAUCUCAACGACGACUGCUUCUUGCUGAAACCUAUCAGUCUGGCAGACUUCGAGACUGCGCUUUACGGGCCUGUCUUUCGCAUCCACUUCGGACUGAAAGUGGAAAGCCACGAUCCGAGUAAACGAUGGAAAGGGGGCGAUAAAGAGGGGGAGUGGCCUGCGCUGGAAUACAACCAGCGCUUUGGCGCCCGGCCUCGCCGCUACUUGCACCAUAUCGGCAAGACCGUAUCGGUACCCGUCAUGCGCGAGGUUGGUGCGAUCUGGGCGGAUGAACUUGCCGAGACCGCCCAGUCUCGGUUUCGAGGUCAUGGGCUGCAAGUAAACAUGCUCUAUCUGACGACGUGGUAUACCAUUGAAAAGCAUCGAGAAAGUCUGCUUUUCUCGCUCAUAAUCCUUCGUGCCGAUGCCAAUCGUGACGGGGUGUUUUCUCGCUUGGAAUGGUCGAACUUCAUUGCUACUCUGCAACCGAAUGGACUCGUUCCUGUCCGUUCAAGACGCAACAUCUCUCGGACUCCCCGAGAGACGAGUUACGAUUGGCUCUCCUCAGAUGGUUAUCCCCUGCUCCCUUCAGGCACUUGCACCAUCGACAUCGCACAAUGUUUCCCUUCGAGUCUGAGUCCGUUGAAGAUCUUCCAGCGCAUCGCAUUCGAGAUUCCCAUGUGUGGGGACUGCGUAAUUGCACAAAUGGUGGAUGUCAGGAAAUUGAACGCCUUUCUGCCACCGAACUCACUUGGAGAUGGCCUAUCGACUUUUUCGCCCAUUAUGGCCAAAAGCUGGCAGCAUCUACGGCCGCCGAAAGAUGUCGGCAGAGCGUUCGCUGUCGAGAAUAUCCAUCGUUACUCAUACGCUCUAGGAACAUCGCCGUUCGAAUUCAUCUCGAUCAGCAACCACAAAGAUGCAAACAAGCUUCCUCUACAGAACAGUUCCACUGCCUUUCUGGCCGUCAACGAUGAUGUUGUGGCUCCGUUUUAUCUGGAACAGGUUGAUCAACGGAUGCAGGCUUGGUUCGCCGCGAGAUGGGGUGCUGUUCGCGGUUGGUGGGAAAAGGCUGGGGUUUGAUGGUUGCUUGGAAUCUGUGCAUUUGACGCUUUGGGUUCGCCAGUAUAUCAGACCUACUUGGGGCUAUGGAAUACCACAAAGAGCGCCAGGUCGUGCCAGCGCGCUUUAUGAAACUGGUACCGUCAUAUCGCGGUUGCCGCCAGACACGAUUCGUGAGAUUGAUCAAAUUGGCAAACUUGAAGCGCCCGCUGGGCGCUGAAUUUGAAUGGUUUUUGCGGUUGAGCCCAGAUUUUCAGCUACUCGAGCACCGGGAUGGACGGGUUUCGUAGUUUUCCUUUUGCAGUGGUUUGUAGGCAGUGCGGCAGCUUGGUCUGAUGGCAGCACUGGAUCCGGGUAGCUCCGAGCCUCCGACGCGGCGCACUCCUGAAAUGAUGAUUUAUAAUAGAGCGACCGGCAUACUCUUCUUUCUGAGAUCUUGAUGUAUAUAAAUAACACUUUCUUUCUUGUCCUUGUUUCUCCCGUCGGCUCUUCUGCUCUCUCCCCUCAGUCGUUUCCGAAAGCUGUCACCGGCUGAUCAGGGCCUCCCCUUUCGCUUACAACAAUCCGGUUAUUUUAAAACCCACACCACCUGUCUUUCUCCCUCAUGCCGUCCACGACCUCCCUCGCUCUGAUUUCCCUGCUCGCGACGAGCGCCGCCGCUCAGACGAAGUACACGCUCAUGAAAGAGUAUGCCGGGUCGACAUUUUUCAAUGACUGGGACUUUUACGGCCACUUCGACAACCUGACGAACGGCGACACGAUCUUCGUCGACGCUGCGACUGCGACAUCCUCUAAGCUGGCGUACGUCGAUCCCUCGUCCAACCACGCGAUUAUCAAGGUGGACAACACCACCAACGUUCUGUUCAACGACAAGCGCAACACUGUUCGUAUCCAAUCGAAGGACUCGUUUAGUGUCGGGAGUGUUUGGAUCGCUGAUAUGUAUCAUGUCCCCUUCGGUUGCUCCGUCUGGCCUGCGUUCUGGUCUCAAGCGCCCGACUGGCCUGUUGGAGGUGAAAUCGACACAUUCGAGCACUGGAAUAUGGAGCUGCACAACCAAAUGACGCUGCACACUAACCCCGGCUGCACGCAAGUCAACGCGAUCCAGUCUUCGACCAUCGUCAACUCGACUGACUGCUCGUACCUGGCGAACUCGAACUCUGGGUGUGGUGUCAUGGACCCCAACGAUGCUAGUUACGGAGCGGCCUUCGCUGCUGCGCAGGGCGGUGUAUUUGUCACCGAGUUUGCGGAAUCAGGAAUCUCUGUCUGGUUCUUCCAGCGGAGUGCGAUUCCAACGUCCAUCUCCAGCAACGCGUCGUCCUUCUCGACCGCUGAUCUCGGGAAACCCGUGGCCAACUGGCCAACCGGCGGAUGCUCCAUCGACACGUUCUUCAAGCCCCAGCAUCUGAUCUUUGACAUCACGCUGUGCGGUGAUGCGGCUGGAGCCCCGGCAGUGUUCAACGCCACCUGCUCCGGGGUGUGCUACACUGACUACGUGGUCGGAAACGGGUCGGUUUACAACAACGCGUACUUUGAUGUCGCAUCUGUGCGUGUCUACAGCGCCCCCACGAACAACUCCAACGGCACGACCGUUAUCACUGGGUCGGGAAGCGGGAACAGUGCUGCUGUCUCCGCCAGUGUUGCAUCGUGGGUUUGGAGCGCUGUUGCGAUUGCUGGAACGCUCGCUUUGGCCAUUGUGGCAUAGACUCUCAGUGACCCAGACUAUCUCAUACCCAUAUUUGCGAUCUACGAAGGACUUCCUCCCCAAAAUGUUGAUUGGACUAAUAGACACUACACCGGACCAGGUUUUCC
Mycena citricolor is the source of this 8094-nucleotide messenger RNA. The record is from the annotation of a GenBank genome assembly. Lineage: Eukaryota; Fungi; Basidiomycota; Agaricomycetes; Agaricales; Mycenaceae.